Gymnogyps californianus (California condor) is the source of this 7448-nucleotide messenger RNA. RefSeq names its product exocyst complex component 6B (gene EXOC6B). Gene Ontology annotation, cellular component: membrane; exocyst. The record is from RefSeq and is a predicted model, not a curated record. NCBI's taxonomy places the organism in Eukaryota, Metazoa, Chordata, Aves, Accipitriformes, Cathartidae. Gene Ontology annotation, biological process: Golgi to plasma membrane transport; exocytosis; intracellular protein transport.
GGCGCUAGCCCCAUGGAGCGGGGGAAGAUGGCGGAGCUGGAGAGCUUGGAGACGGCGGCGGAGCACGAGCGGAUCCUGCGGGAGAUCGAGAGCACCGACACGGCCUGCAUCGGCCCCACGCUCAGGUCUGUCUAUGAUGGAGAAGAACACGGUCGUUUCAUGGAGAAGCUGGAAGCACGAAUCAGAAACCAUGAUCGUGAGAUUGAGAAAAUGUGCAACUUCCAUUACCAGGGCUUUGUGGACUCCAUCACGGAGCUGCUGAAAGUUAGAGGAGAAGCUCAAAAACUGAAGAAUCAAGUGACGGACACCAACCGAAAGCUGCAGAAUGAAGGGAAAGAACUGAUAAUAGCAAUGGAAGAGCUGAAGCAAUGCCGAUUACAACAGAGAAAUAUUUCAGCGACGGUUGAUAAGCUAACACUGUGUCUUCCUGUCCUGGAGAUGUACAGCAAACUGCGAGAGCAAAUGAAAUCUAAAAGACACUACCCUGCGCUGAAGACCCUGGAGCACCUCGAGCACACGUACCUGCCCCAAGUGAGCCACUACCGCUUCUGCAAGAUCAUGGUGGAUAAUAUUCCAAAGCUGCGUGAAGAGAUCAAAGAAGUUUCCAUGUCAGACCUCAAGGAUUUCCUGGAGAGUAUCCGUAAGCACUCUGACAAGAUUGGGGAGACGGCAAUGAAACAGGCACAGCAGCAAAGAAACCUGGACAAUAUUGUAUCACAGCAUCCCAGGAUAAGCGGGGGGAAGAAGUCCAAGAAAGAAGUCUGCGCAAGCUCAGAUCUGGAGGUAAAAAACACUAGCCCCAUGUCUGAGCAAGAUUCGGGUAUCCUGGAUGUUGAAGAUGAGGAUGAGGAUGAAGAGGUGCCUGGGGCCCAGGACCUGGUGGACUUCUCACCGGUGUACCGAUGCCUGCACAUAUACUCUGUCCUGGGUGCCCGAGAAACCUUUGAGAACUACUACAGGAAGCAGAGAAGAAAACAAGCCAGAUUGGUCCCACCACCUUCAAACAUGCAUGAAACUUUAGAUGGCUACAGGAAGUAUUUUAAUCAAAUUGUAGGGUUUUUUGUAGUUGAAGAUCACAUCUUGCAUACAACGCAGGGCUUGGUAAAUAGAGCCUAUAUUGAUGAGCUGUGGGAGAUGGCGUUAUCAAAAACUAUUGCAGCACUGAGAACACAUUCAUCCUACUGCUCAGACCCGAGCCUGGUGUUAGACUUGAAGAACCUCAUUGUCCUCUUUGCAGAUACACUCCAGGGAUACGGCUUCCCAGUGAACCAGCUCUUUGACAUGCUGUUGGAGAUCCAAGACCAGUAUAGUGAAACCCUGCUGAAGAAAUGGUCAGGAGUUUUCAGAAAUAUACUUGAUUCAGAUAACUACAGUCCCAUCCCAGUGACAAAUGAAGACGUUUAUAAGAAAAUAGUUGGACAGUUCCCAUUCCAGGACACAGAACUUGAAAAGCAACCGUUUCCAAAGAAGUUCCCCUUUUCUGAGUUUGUGCCUAAAGUUUACAAUCAGAUUAAGGAAUUCAUCUACGCCUGUCUGAAGUUUUCGGAAGACCUUCAUCUGAGCUCCACCGAAGUUGAUGAUAUGAUUAGAAAAUCUACAAAUCUGCUGCUGACCCGAACGCUGAGCAACUGUUUGCAGAAUGUCAUCAAGAGGAAAAAUGUCGGGCUGACGGAGCUUGUACAGAUUAUUAUAAAUACGACCCAUUUGGAGAAAUCCUGCAAGUUCCUAGAGGAAUUCAUAACCAAUAUCACUAAUGUACUUCCAGAAACUGUCCACACUACGAAACUCUACGGGACCACAACCUUCAAGGACGCCCGCCAUGCUGCUGAGGAGGAGAUUUACACUAACCUGAACCAGAAGAUAGACCAGUUCUUGCAGCUGGCGGACUACGACUGGAUGGCCAUGGAGCCGGGCAGCAAGGCCAGCGACUACCUUGUAGAUCUCAUUGGCUUUCUACGCAGCACGUUUGCUGUGUUCACCCACCUCCCGGGGAAGGUGGCGCAGACGGCUUGCAUGUCGGCGUGCAAACACCUCUCCACCUCGCUGAUGCAGCUGCUGCUGGAAGCCGAAGUGCGGCAGCUGACGCUGGGUGCCUUGCAACAGUUCAACCUGGACGUGGAGGAGUGUGAACAGUUUGCCAGAUCCGGCCCAGUGCCUGGGUUCCAAGGGGACACGCUGCAGUUGGCCUUCAUCGACUUGAGACAACUCUUAGAUCUGUUCAUCCAGUGGGACUGGUCGACGUAUUUGGCUGACUACGGGCAACCCACGUGCAAGUAUCUUCGCGUGAACCCGACGACAGCCCUCAUCCUGCUGGAAAAGAUGAGAGACACGAGCAGAAAAAACAACGUUUUUGCCCAGUUUCGGAAAAACGAGAGGGACAAGCAGAAGCUGAUAGACACCGUGGCCAAGCAGCUCCGCAGCCUGAUCAACAGCCAUCACUCGUGAGGGACUCGGGGACCUCCUGCCCACGCCGGUCCCUUGCACCGCAGCCUUCCACAUGCCUGGACUUGGGAUUCUUGUUCAAAGAGAAUAUAUGUAUUUUUUUAUUCACCUGUAUAGUAUUCAUGAAACCUACCCUGAUGACAAAAUGUUCCUUGUUAAACAAUCCCGGGGAAGAUAGGCGGCACCGCUCGUGAAGGCGGUGUCAGGAGUCUCCUGUUAUAAACUCCUAUUUUCAGGGGUUUAUAAAGUGACGGUAAAUGCUGAAGCCUGAGAGAGAAGUUCACACCCAGACUAUUUUCUUUUUUUUUUUAAUAAGCCCAAUUGAAAGAAUCGGUCUGACUUCCUUUUGUUAACUUAUUCAGUUGCAGAACAAACGAAAACAAAAAAUAUAGGGAGGAGUCGUGGUUUCAGGUUCUUCUCAUGGGCUCCGGUAAAAGGAGCACACGUUUCGAAAGAGGGUCACCCGUUAGCUUGUCUUGCCAGCUUCUGUAUUGGAUUUAGGUAGGAAAAGAGGCAAACUGAUUUCCCAACUUUCCUCCUCUUUUUCCUGGAAGGGCUGGUUUCCACCUUAGGCUGCAGAUUGCUGGAGCUGCAACCCUUUCCUGCGUCUCUGUAGUCAGCAUAGCCACCCCCUGAGCUCCACCUCUAGGACCUGCCGGUGUCUUUUGGAUCUGCACUGAAUGUAGAAGGGCUUCGCGAGCUGCCUCGUUAACUAGAUUUGGAAAAGGAGAGCCAGAAGAUAAUCUGGCAGGGUAUCCUGCGGCGCCGGUCUGGUGCUGGGAUGCUGCUGCUCGCAUCCAGCGCGGUUGGGUAGCAGGAGAGGAGGGAUGCUCGGCAGAGACGGUGCAAAGGCAGACUGGGCUCUCCUGGUGUCCAGGGCAGUCCGUGCAGGGUUUUUUCCUCUCUUUGCACCUCUUUUCCGUGCUGAUGUCCCAUCUUCCCUCUCCUCCUGACACGGUGCAAUGGGGUAAAGGCCCUCUGCUUCCCGCGAGCGCCCUGGCUUGCGCCGCGCGAGGAGCAGCCCUGCGAACUCACUGCUGGCCAGGACGAUGAGAAGGAACCUCCUGGAGGUCCCUGAAGCGGAGGCAGCGGGAGAUGCCUCGUGGAGCAGCAUCGCUCGGCUCCCCCCGGCUCAGAAGUGCCUACGGACAAAAUUCCCCUCUGCUCUGAAGGUGCCCAAACAUCCUCUGCUCAAAUCAAGACAGCCUUUGAGGAGGACGGUAACGCUACCAACAGGACUUCAUUCCCAGCGUUCAGGUUACAGAGAGAGGGGACUUCCGCCCUUAUCUUCUCAUUACCCUUUUGACUCUAAUUACUGCAGGUGAAAGCUUAUCCAGCCGGUUCCCCCACCUCCCAAACCCUGAUCUUAAAGGGAAUUAAAAUCUUCCUGGUGGAUGUUACGGCCCUGGCAGUGCUGCUUCAGCACGGGCACGAGCCGUGCCCAUUUCCUACCCUCGUUUGAAGGUGGUGGGUGCUGAGCCCUCAAACCGCUUCUGGAAGCGGCGGGGUGCUUUGCUGACCUGCGGAGCAAGGUUCCUUCUCCUUCCCCUCCCUCGACGCAGACUCCCGGAGCUAUGGAGGGGCAGGACUUGUUCGAACGUCACCGCGUGGCAUUUGCAGAAGGGCGGCAGCACUUUCUUGGUGCGUUCGUUCCCUUUGCUCUCUGACCACGUGCACUUUUUGCUCUGUGUUUCUUGCCUGGGGAGCUCUUCUGACACUCAAGCUCUGGCUACACGAAGGGGAUGGUGCUUUAUCUUCCCUCCUUGUUCCUCAGCAAUACUUUUUUCUGUUUGUUUUCUUUUUGAUAAGGGUACGUGUUACUUAACCCUGAAAGUAAAUAGGCACGUUGUCAGCAAUGACCUCCUGGGGCUGUCGUCCUGUCCCAGCAGUCUCCAGCCACGAGGACCAGUGGAUUAUUUUCAUUAAUAAGAAGGAAGACCUGAACGUGGCUUUAUGGUUCCUUGCUUUUGAGGGGGGAUCAGAGGUUACUUUCAUCUUAAUGCCUCUUUGAAGUACAUGUAAGAAGGAUGGAGGAAAAAAGAAGCAGCUGAAUGAAAGUUGGUGUUAGCGUGGCCAGAAAGGGAUCGUCUUCGUACAUACAUCUACAUACGACCCAGCAAAGGCUUUCAGAAGGACAAGUGAAAAUGAACUUGGUCCAUUCCUCGCUGGUGACCUCUUUCCUGCUCUCCAAAACGCCGGACCUGAGCGUGAACCAGCCUGGGGGCUUCGCCACGGCCCCUGUGAGCCUCGGGGGAUCCCCAGCUCAAUCUUGGCAUCCCAAAUCCUGCACAACCAAGAAGGAAAAAUUGCCCGGCUUGCCGGACUCCGAUUGGAAACUCUUCCUCGCCAAAUUGCUGGGGAAAGGAAGCAGACCGGUCCUUAUGGUCCUGGCAGCGAUGGGAGAGCUCUCAGCUCUCCAGCCAAGACGUGUCCCACAAGCCGCAGGACCACGGGACACUUUUAUUCCUCCUCCCCAUCCCUCGGCAGUGCCACCGUGGAAGAGAUGUGGGGACAGGAGUGCAAAGGGGGUGGCAAAAGCAAGUGGGAUGGGCUGGUUCGAGCAUCAGACCUGAGCUCCUACCCAGAGGAUGGAGUUUGAAACAAAAAACCCCAGCUACCCAGUGGUGACAGUAACAGGGGGAGCUUCAGUCCACAGGGCACUUCAGUUAAGGGCCAUUAAAUAGUAACAAGCACUUUAAAAUCCUUCAGAAUCAAGCUGCUACAGAUGCUGGCAACGGCGUCAUUGAGCAUCAGCAAGCAUGACAAAUAAGGCACUCUGGCAUUUCCAGGUUUUAUUAGUGGGAGGAUAGACUGUCAAAGACAAUUUUUAAUCGCUUUUGUCAGCCGUGGGCUUUGCUGCCAGGCGAGGCGGUGCUUUGCUUUUGCAGAUUUUUUUUCUCCUCCGUGCUAGGUGCAGGAUGAAGGGAAGAGGAGGAGGCACCGCCAGGCAGCAUCACCUCCGGUCCCCGAGACGUGGGGAAGGGGCUUUGUGCUGCUGUCGGUGCGAGCGGAAAAAAGCACCCAGCUCCUGCCGCCGCCUUGAAACUCCAUUUUUUUUUUCCCCCAAGGGGUGACCCCUGUCUUGCAUUGCACAAGGUAUACCCGCAUAAAAACCCCAAAGCAGCUGGGUCUCAGGGCAAGACCUUGUUUCAGAUACUCCAGACAGCUCCCAGCCUUCCCCAUCCCACAUCUGGGCUCUCUUUCCCGUCUCCACCGAGCUUUAGUUAAAAGAGGAGCGACACGACAUUGCCGUGCCUGCCCGGGAUAGAUUUCCUCGUUCCUUUAAGCUCUGCUCGGAGAGGCCAGCAUUGAGAUUCUGCGAACCGGCUUCUGGCGCUCAGGACUUGCUGCUGGGAAAGUCAAACUCGGCCAAGGGAGAGAUUCAACGAGUUUCUGAUUUCGGGAGGUCAAGCGCCUAACCGCAAGUCACAGACCGGGAUGAAAAAUGGCGUUUUGGUGCUCUGGUCCUAAUUAACUUUUUGUUCCGAGAGAUGCAGUUCCAUCCCUUCAAAAUAAAAUUAAUCUUUUAAACAGAUUGCUUAAAAAGCCCUGGAAGACAUUUAAAAUCCCCUCUAAAUCUCUUACUAAUGAUUGGUAUCCUCCGAUACGGAUGGUAUUGCUUAUGAGGGAAAGGUUGUUGCUAGAAAUUUAUAAGGGGGUGGGAAACGGGGGCAGAACCCGCUGCUGUAAUCGAAGAUUUGCAACCCCCAAAACAAGUAAUGCUGCUAUUAACACCUCCAUGUACAUACAUUGAACCUACCUUUGUUUUUUUUUUAAGCAGUAGCUGUAGAAAAGCCUGGCUUAUCCCCCACCUUUUCCCCGACCCAGCAAACAUUUUUCAGCACCAGUGGGGGGAAAAAAAAAAAAUUAACAAAAAAGACAAGUUUGGCUUCCUGAGAAGCAUCUGCACAUCUUAUCUGCUUUAUAAUCUUUAGGGGUUGUGCAGGCAGCCCAGGGCUUGGGAAUAAUUUUAUAUAAGGUCUCUAAAGUGCUAACUUGCGGCCCAAACCGUACCUAUACAUGAGGGGGACGGCCUCCGUUAGACAUCAUCGCGUGUGCAUGUGUGUGAGAGAGAGAGGAGGAGAUUUUUUCUGGGUUUUGUUCUUUUUUUUUUUAUUCCUAGGGCUGGAGUUCAAGUCAGAUGCUCUUAGCAAUUUUGCACUUUGUUCUACAUCCAACCACAACUCCAGGCUCUGAUGCGGGGGGAGAAGCUGGCUGAUGCUUUGUUCGAGGGGCUGUUUUGGUUUUGUUUUCUUAAAAAUUGGCUGCUUUUGUGCUGCUACGAAAAUGGCUGCUUGGGCAGAAGGCGUGGGCGUUUGCAUGCUGGCCCCAAACUGUUUGCAAGAUGCUGGGAGGCAGCGUGGAAAGCGGAGGCUGAGAUGGAGCCGGGGCCACUCCGGUGGCAUGGGCUGCUGUCGGCACCUCCUGCGCUGAAAGCUGGUUUUAGGGUAAAAAACCUUUUACCCGCCCCGAGGUAGCGAUGAUGGGAAGUGGCAGAUGAGGGAGGUUCGCGGUAGGUGUCCCUCCAGCAUCCCUUCCAACCAGUAUUCAAACCCCAGGCAGAGAAAUCUUCACCCUUCAUUGUUUCCUACCUCUCCGCCACACCUCGAUUUGGCUUUUCUCUUUAAUUCUGGGUUGGGUUUGGUGCUUUUUUGAAGCAGCAAGUGGUUUGGAGCAUCGAACCACCCUCCCACGCCCUGGCUGGGUGCAUGUCCCAUCCCCGGCUGCCACGGGGGUGCUGGGGUCUCUGCGCCCCAUUUCCUAUGGCUCUGGGGUGCUCAGAGACCCAGUGUGUGUGUGUGUGUCCCCGCUCCACCAACGCGACUCGUGUGUUUAUCACACUGCCGGGGAGCUCGAAGGGAACACAACUCGCAAAUAAAUCUCAUCGCAAAUGACUUCAAGAUGGGCCCGUCUCUGCUGUCCACUGGGAAAGUUGCGCAUUUGAGGGAAGCGACCCAAAUACACCGUGUUCUGGGCGGAAUUCACCCCAAAAACAGUGGAUGGGG